CGAAAAAGUGCUAGCAUCACAAAUGCGAUGGCUCCCUCAAAGACAGGCAAAUCGGCCAAGAAGGAGAAGAUUUUCCACCCUGACUCGCGAAAAGCCGGUCAGCUGAACAGGGUGCAAAUACGCAAGAACAAACUUGCAGACGCUGCAGCCAAACGAAACAAAAAACAGUUAGCUCAAGUUGAUGUUUAUGGAUUCUUCUAUCAUGCUGUUCCACCAGAAGGCUGCAUGUCUCUGGAACAACUGCAUAGUGUGAUCAAGGAUGUGUGGCUACCUAGACACGAUGUCGAGCUUACGCGUGAACGGACAUUACGGCGGAAAGGGCGGCCAAAAAGCGCGAGAGAAUCUUUCUUGGAGGACGCCAAGCAUCAAGAAGAGGAAGAGUACAGAACGGGCAUAGAGGUUCCCGAUCUUACACAUGCGCCAACGGUCGAACUCUUCAGAAAUUGGGAUCAGAAGGAAGUAGCAUAUCUAAACCUCUUUAGAUUCGUUCGUAUAUCAAGCACCGAUCCCACCGUCAUUGUCGUGUCACGGCGAGGAACUCACCCGAGCAUGCGAGAGCCAGUCAUGGAUGGACCAUUAUGACAUAUCGAGAUAUCCUCACAGAAGAUAUGCAAACUAGAGUUGUACUAGGGCUAGUAGGUUGGGAUAAUCUGGUACAU
Molecule: messenger RNA, 659 nt
Organism: Coniophora puteana RWD-64-598 SS2
Lineage: Eukaryota; Fungi; Basidiomycota; Agaricomycetes; Boletales; Coniophoraceae
Exons: 4
Coding region: 28-582 (184 amino acids)
Cellular component (GO): nucleus
Source: RefSeq, a predicted model, not a curated record